GAAUGGUAGAGAGACACCCGUCUCUGCAGUGUGGUAGUGAGAUGAGCUGAGUGGAGGUGGUGGUGAUGAGAGAGAGAGAGAGAGAGGGACUGAGAGAGAGAGAGAGAGAGAGAGAGAGAGAGAGUGAGUGGGCGUGAGAGAGAGAGAGAGAGAGGGAGGGGGUCUACUGGUAAAGAGAAACAGCCGACCGAGGAGCCUCUGAGCCAGAGCAACAUGGCGGCUCCGGCCCUGGACGCCGCUGCCGCUCCGUCUCGCUGACCGACACUCCGCACCGAGCAGCGAUAUAUCCCGCACACCCGCACACCUCCAUGGCUUCUGAACUCUCAGAGAGGACUAAACGAUGAUGAAUGUUUACCCAGGAUGCUUUGCAUAUGAGGUGCUGAUAUUUGCUGAAGAUGAGUAGUGGGGGGGGAAACACCCCGGAGCCCCCCAGAGGGGGAGAGUCUCUGAAGAGGAAGGACUGUCAGUCAGACCUCCUGGGGCCCAGCCCUAAGAGGAGCACUGAGAGGAGGAACCGGGAGCAGGAGAACAAGUACAUCGAGGAGCUGGCCGAGCUGAUCUUCGCCAACAUCAACGACAUGGACGACCUCAACGUCAAGCCGGACAAAUGUGCCAUCCUCAAAGAGACGGUGAAGCAGAUCAGGCAGAUCAAGGAGCAGGAAAAAGCUCCAGUGGCUGACGCCGAGGAGGUGCAGAAGUCUGACGUCUCUUCCACAGGACAGGGUGUCAUUGAUAAAGACGCCCUCGGGCCCAUGAUGCUGGAGGCCCUGGACGGCUUCUUUUUUGUGGUCAACAUGGAGGGCAACAUAGUGUUUGUCUCGGAGAACGUCAGCCAGUAUUUGCGCUGCCAGCAGGAGGAGCUGAUUAACACCAGCGUAUACAGCGUGCUGCAUGUUGGAGAUCACGCUGAGUUCGUCAAGAACCUCCUGCCUAAGAGCCUGGUCAAUCAUCGCAGCAGUGAUUCGUCCAACAGGAACAGCCACACGUUCAACUGCCGCAUGUUGGUCAACCCUCAUGCCGAUGGUGAAGCCCGGCCGGCGUCUGACCAGCAGGACGCGUCGCAUCAGAAGUACGAGACCAUGCAGUGCUUUGCCGUCUCCGAACCCAAGUCCAUCAAGGAAGAGGGGGAAGAUUUCCAGUCAUGUCUCAUCUGUGUGGCAAGAAGAGUCCCUGUCAAAGAGAGACCUGCGAUGCCCACGUACGAGAGCUUCACCACGCGACAGGACCUUCAAGGUAAGAUCACGUCCCUGGACACCAGUCUGCUCCGUGCUUCCAUGAAGCCGGGCUGGGAGGACCUGGUUCGGCGUUGCAUUCAGAGGUUUCAUCUGCAGAAUGACGGGGAGAUGUCCUUCGCUAAGAAACACCAGCAAGAGGUGUUGAGGAACGGCCAUGCACUCAGCCCUCUGUACAGAUUCUCCCUGGCUGACGGCACCAUCGUCUCGGCUCACACCAAGAGCAAGCUGGUCCGAUCUCCAUCCACCAACGAACCACAGCUCUACAUGUCCCUGCACAUCCUGCAGAGGGAGAACAUGGGUGGCAUGAGCGCAGACACACCAGGCAGCCAGGGCGUGGCCAAGCCAAUGACCCCAAGCAGUGUGAGUGAUCCCUCCCCUUCACCUGAUGCCAGUGUCACCAGCAACACGCACCACUCCACCAUGACCUCCAGCACCCCUGGACGUGGUUUUGGGGCCGUAUCAGGUCGGGCGCCCACGCCUCAGGCACUCAAGCUGGGUAGCCCUUCAGCCCUGGGUAGCCCAAGUGUCACCUCAGGGGCCCAGGGUGCCAUGUUGUCACCUCGUCAUCGCCAGAGCCCCAGCAUGGCGGCUAGCAGCAGCUGUAGUAGCCCUCACCUCUCUCAACAUGCCCCUGGUUCUUUCUCUCCUGCAGCUGGAAUUCACUCACCAGCAUCCGUAUGCAGCAGCACUGGAAACAGUCAAGGGUUCAACUCCCUCAGUGCACUGCAGGCCCUCAGCCAGGGCCCCAGGGUUUCCCAGGGAUUCACCGAGGGGCAGCAUCCGGAGUCACCUGACAAAAAGCCGACUGGCCUUCAGAGCCCUCUUCACAGCAGCACUGGUAGCCAAAAAGCCAAGAACAAUCCCAGCUUAGAGGCCGACUUAUUGGGAACUUUUGGGGAGCAGCAAGACUCGCCGUCGUCCCCAAACCAGGAGGGUGAGCAGGAGAAAGACGGCGACCCUGACAACUUCGAAGGUGACGGAAGCUUAGGGGAGCUCAGCGACGCCCAAAAUCGCCUUCUGAACACAAAAGGGCACACUAAGCUGCUCCAGCUCCUCACCACCAAAGUAGAGCCCUCUGAUCCUUGCUCAUCACCCCCCCUGGGGGACGACCAGAACUCUAAGGACCAGCUGGGCGGGAUCGGGGGUGCGGGUGGGGCCGGGCAUAACAACCACUCCACCUCGCUAAAGGAGAAACACAAGAUCCUCCACAGGUUGCUGCAGAACAGCACCUCACCGGUGGAGUUGGCCAAGCUAACGGCCGAGGCUACCGGAAAAGACCCCAUUGGUCCAGAGUCGGCUUCAGGGGACAACAUGGCCGCCCUAGGUGAACUCUGCACAAAACAGGAGCCGGGGAGCCCCAAGAAGAAGGACAAUGCGUUGCUGCGCUAUCUGCUGGAUAGGGACGAUAACGGCGUCCUGGAUAAAGCCAUCAAGGUGGAACCCGGUGACGGACCCCAGCUGUCCAACGUGAAGACAGAAACACAGGAUGUGGGUUUCAACAUGGCGGACCAGACCAGUGAGCUGGAGGACCUGCUGGAGGACCUGCAGAGCGGCGGCAGCGGCCAGCAGCAGCAGCAGCUGUUUGCGGGCCAGCCACCAGUCAGAAGACCAGCCUCCUCUUCGUCCUCCUCUUCCUCUGCGCCGCCUGGUUCCUCUGUGGACAAGCAGAGAAUCAUCAGCGACAUCCUGCAGAUGACAGACAGCAGCAGCAGCAGCAGCCCCCCCAACCAGCACAGAGCCUUCCCUCCCAUCAGCCCUGCAACAGGCUUUAAUGGUGCCAGGCUGGGACAACCGGCUCGAGGUGCUCUUCCAGUCAGAAGCACAUCUCUGGACAGCAGUAUGGGCCCCAACCCCAACGCUGGCCGGCCAUUUCCUCCUCAGCACAGGAACAACAGCCCCUACUCCCUACUGCAGCAACAGCAGCAAGGCAUGAUGGGAACCCACGCAGGCAUGGUCAACCAGGCUGCGAUGGCUAAUCCAGGCAUGCUGAAUAACGGGUCAAUGCGGGGCUCCAUGCAGCAGAGCUGGGGUCCCCAGGGGCCCAUAGGUGGUACUGCGGGGCCGAUGAUGGGCCAAGGGGUCGGACCAAGUCGGAUGGUCCCCAACAUAAACUCUGUACUGCCCACGAGAGGCCCACCUGGAUCCAGAGCCAUGGUCAACAUGCAGAUGAUGGGCAACGAGAUGGAGAUGGCCAGCCCCGCCUACCCUCAGCAUCAAGCGCCGCCCAAUCAGACUGCACCAUGGGCAAACCGAAUGAUAGCUGUGGAUCACUAUGGAAACCAAAGCAGGCAACCGUACGGCGUCCACCAGGAAGACGGGAUGCGGUGCUGCGGUCCAGGGCCUGAGGGCCAGCCAGAUGAAGGAGCCCUGCUGAACCAGCUGUGCUCGGUGUUGAAAGACUAUGAGGGUCUGGAGGAGAUCGACAAGAUGCUGGGGAUCCCGACGCUGGCUGGACAGGGUCCUAUGUCAGACCAGGACCAGUACCUCGGCUCCUCGGACCCGGCGGCCAACAUGAAGCCUCUCCUAUACAGUCAACACUACGGUGGCCCACCAGGUUAUGGCGGCAUGCCUCCCGACGGUGGGUUCCACAGCCCCUCUGUGAGCGGCCACAUAGGGCCACAGAGGAUGACGCCCGCUGGUUACCCCCCGAUGAUGAGGAUGCCCGGGAGCGUGGGGCCCAGGCCGGUAGGAAUGAGGCCAGGGGGGCCUAAUCCAGGAGUGCCGUCUCAGCCCAACAACCUGAGGCUCCAGCUGCAGUACAGACUCCAGGCCCAGCUGAACCGUCAGCCACUCCAGAUGAGCGGAGUGUCCAAUAUGAAUCUACCUCUCAGGUCUAAUGUACCAAACCAGGGAACCCUCAACGCCCAGAUGCUGGCCCAGCGUCAGCGCGAGUACCUCAGCAACCACCUACGCCAACGCCAACAGCAGCAGCAACACGUGCAGCAGCAGCAGCAACACAUGCACCAGCAGCGUGCCAUGAUGAUGCAGACUCAGGGCAUCAACAUGACCCCUAACAUGCCCAGCGGGGGCGCCGCUCCCACGCCGAUGCCCAUAGGUGGCACCAACCCACGGCUCCCACAGGGCAACCCGCAGCAGUUCCCCUACCCGGCCUCCAGCUACGGUACCGGCCUGCCCUCUCCUCCUCCACCUCCUCCUCCUCAUCCCGGCUCCUCCAGCCCCUUCUCCUCCCCUCUCUCCCCCAGCCAUCAUCUGGCUAGCCAGGGCAUGGUGGGAAAUGUAGGCGGGCAGUACAGCGGUGUAAUGAGUCCUCCAUCACAGCACAGUGCCUACCAGUUCAGCAGUUCAGGAAUGAGCCAGCAGCAGCAACACCAGGAUCCCGUGUCAGGUUUUCCAUGUGGGGCUGCGACCCCGCAGAGCCCCCUCCUGUCCCCCAGGAUGGGGCAGGGUCAAAGUCCCAUGCUGCAGCAGAACCAGGGCCAACCCCAAAGCCAGCCCCAGGGUCCGAACCAGAGAGGACCUCCGGGCUACCAGCCGAGCACCGGGUGGCCCCAACCUGCCAACAUCUCCACCAGCAGCAGUUUGCCUCCAUCCAGUGUGUACCCUCAGCAGUCCCAGUCCCAGUACUCCACACAAGCCAACGGAGGAAUGUACAACAGCAACAACAACAUGAACCUGGGAGUCAUGGCCAGCAAUGGUGGCAACUUGAACCAAAUGUCAGGACAGAUGAGAUCCAUGAAUACAGAGCAGGUGAGGGAUGGCAGCCUGAUCCUGGAGCAGCUGGCGGGGAUGGACAUGUUGACGCAAGAGGGUGAAGCCAAUUCUAAUUUCUGCUGACCCCGGCUGUGGUUGAGAUGAAGGUAACACAUGCAAAAACACUGACGCCAACUCAGCUCAGCUCACGGAGCAUCAAGGACACGUGAUGGAAACACGGCUCCCUCUGUCACACCAGCCAACACUGAGGCACUAUAGGGAGAGGACAACCAUAUAUAGUGUAUAUGAGAGAGUACAUGUUUGUGUGCACGGUUGAGUGUGAAACUGAAACAACAGGUUGACACUGGAGAAGUGAAUAGUUGACGAAUGAAGCCUCUGGAUUUGUAUCUUUUAUGGUUCUUUUUUAGAGCCUGACUGAAAACGUCAAAAUGAGAAGGUUUAUGAAAAAAAUAUUUUACAGGUAUUUAUAGUUUUGAAGAAGUUUUAGAGAUUAUUUGUAUGACAGAAAAAAAAAAUCAAGGAUAUCUUUCUUUAAGAAGAUCUCUCAAAAAUGGUACAUUUUGAUUUUAAAAUUAAUAUAUUUCAACUGCUGUAGUUACAGGGGAGCUGUAUCCCUAUUUAAUGACUCUUUGAAUGAAAGUGAAUGUGUAUAGAUAGUGUACAUACUUAGAUUUUAAAUACCCCUUUUCCUCUAUGUGGUAUUGCAAAACAGCAGUUUGGAGUUUUAGUCCAACAAACAGAGAGCAGAAAUAUGUCAUUGGUUGUGAAACCUCAGUGGGAGGAGCUAAAGAACCACAAGAGUGAAAGUCAAUUCAUUGUAAAAUCUUGUCUGGUCAGCAUGCUAACUGGCUUUCCUUGCUAGAAAUCAGCUAGCUGUAGCUAUUUUGAAUUUGAAAGAUCAGCUAAGGUAACUACCUAGCCUAGCUGAUCUAGUAUCUGCAGCUUGAAGCGUUGCGAUUAAGUAGCAAAAUGCUUCAAUUCAUCAUAUUUUUCCUAGCAUUUAGCUCUUACUUUUUAGCCAUUCUAGCUGCGAUAUGUCGGCCGGUCCGCCAUUUUGGUGCAUAGAUCGUCAUAAUUCCCCUACAUGAAAUGUAAUAUCUUUGAUUCCCCCCUGACUUUUCAUCC
Molecule: messenger RNA, 6032 nt
Organism: Sebastes umbrosus (honeycomb rockfish)
Lineage: Eukaryota; Metazoa; Chordata; Actinopteri; Perciformes; Sebastidae
Product: nuclear receptor coactivator 2-like
Exons: 23
Coding region: 396-5030 (1544 amino acids)
Biological process (GO): cellular response to hormone stimulus; positive regulation of transcription by RNA polymerase II
Cellular component (GO): nucleus
Molecular function (GO): protein dimerization activity; nuclear receptor binding
Source: RefSeq, a predicted model, not a curated record